This is a messenger RNA of Conger conger (European conger), 2724 nucleotides long. RefSeq names its product phosphodiesterase 6B, cGMP-specific, rod, beta (gene pde6b). Gene Ontology annotation, molecular function: protein binding; 3',5'-cyclic-nucleotide phosphodiesterase activity. The record is from RefSeq and is a predicted model, not a curated record. Gene Ontology annotation, cellular component: photoreceptor outer segment membrane. Gene Ontology annotation, biological process: retina development in camera-type eye; signal transduction. Bases 1 to 2568 code for a protein of 855 amino acids. The transcript has 22 exons. Lineage: Eukaryota; Metazoa; Chordata; Actinopteri; Anguilliformes; Congridae.
AUGAGUGUCACCAAGAAAGAUGUACAAAAGUUCCUGGACGAAAACCCGGAUUUUGCCAAAGUUUACUUCAGCAAGCAGCUGAAGCCGGGCUCCAUCGCGGCCAUGACGGGCCGGUUGGAAUCCAAAGUGGACUUUGACACCUUCAAGGCCCUCAGUCAGGUGGAGGAGGGCGAGAUCCUCUCGGACCUGGUGAACGACAUGCAGGAGAGCGUCAACAUGGAGAAGGUGGUCUUCAAGGUCCUCAAGAGAAUCAGCUUCCUGAUCUCCGCCGACCGGUGCAGCCUGUUCAUGUACCGUCAGAGGAAUGGCAUUGCGGAGCUCGCCACGCGCCUCUUCAACGUGCACCAAGACGCCGUGCUGGAGGACUGCCUGGUGCACCCCGACUCCGAGAUCGUCUUCCCCCUCGACAUCGGGAUCGUGGGCAAUGUCGCCCAGACCAAGAAACAUACCAAUGUCAAGAAUGUCUCUGAGAACAGUUAUUUUAGUCCGUUUGUUGACGAACUGACGGACUAUACCACCCGGAACAUCCUAGCAACACCCAUAAUGAAUGGAAAAGAUGUGGUGGCAGUUGUUAUGGCAGUCAACAAGAUGAAUGGACCCCAUUUCACAGAUGAGGAUGAGGAUCUUUUUUUAAAGUAUCUGAGCUUUGCCACUUUGAACCUAAAGAUCUUCCAGCUGAACUACCUCCACGGCUGUGAGACAAGACGAGGCAUGGUCCUGCUGUGGUCAGCCAACAAGGUGUUUGAAGAGCUGACUGACAUUGAGCGACAGUUUCACAAGGCCUUGUACACAGUGAGAGCAUACCUGAACUGUGACAGGUACUCAGUGGGCCUUCUGGACAUGACCAAGGAAAAGGAAUUCUUUGACGUUUGGCCGGUGCUGAUGGGCGAGCAACCUCCCUACUCCGGGCCUGUCACUCCUGAUGGGAGGGAAAUUAUCUUCUACAAGGUCAUUGAUUAUAUUCUACAUGGAAAAGAAGAGAUCAAAGUCAUUCCAACUCCACCUGCAGAUCACUGGGCGUUAGCAAGUGGGCUACCCACAUAUGUUGCAGAGAGUGGUUUUAUCUGCAAUAUCAUGAACGCACCAUCAGAAGACAUGUUCAAUUUUCAGACAGAAGCCCUGGAUGGUAGUGGCUGGACCAUAAAGAACGUGCUGUCUGUACCCAUCGUCAACAAGAAGGAAGAGAUUGUGGGCGUGGCCACAUUUUAUAACAGGAAGGAUGGCAAGCCAUUUGAUGAACAGGAUGAGGUCAUCAUGGAGUCUCUCACACAGUUCCUGGGCUGGUCUGUGCUCAACACAGACACCUAUGACAAGAUGAACAAGCUGGAAAACAGGAAGGACAUUGCACAGGACAUGGUGCUCUACCAUGUCAAAUGCCGUGAUGAUGAGAUACAGGCCAUCUUGAAAACACGGGAAAUCUUUGACAGGGAGCCUGCAGACUGCGAAGAGGAUGAGCUUUUACAAAUCCUGAAACAAGAACUGCCAGGCCCCAGAAAGUUUGAGAUCUAUGAGUUCCGGUUCUCUGACUUUGACUGCACAGAGCUGGAGCUGGUAAAGUGUGGCAUUCAGAUGUACUAUGAGGUCGGUGUGGUCAAGAAGUUCCAGAUUCCACAAGAGGUUUUAGUGCGAUUCAUGUACUCCCUCAGCAAAGGCUACAGGAGAAUUACCUACCACAACUGGCGGCAUGGCUUCAAUGUCGGACAAACCAUGUUCACUUUAUUAACGACAGGGCAGCUGAAACGGUACUACACUGAUCUGGAGGUGAUGGCCAUGAUCACUGCUGGGUUUCUGCAUGACAUUGACCACAGGGGCACCAAUAACCUCUACCAGGUGAAAUCGCUAAACCCUCUUGCAAAGCUUCAUGGAUCGUCUAUUCUGGAGAGGCACCAUUUAGAUUUCGGAAAGUUUUUGCUGGGGCAAGAGUCCUUGAAUAUUUUCCAGAACCUCAACAGACGACAGGUGGAGCACGUCUUCCACCUGAUAGACAUUGCCAUCAUAGCAACAGAUCUGGCACUGUACUUCAAAAAGAGGACAAUGUUCCAGAAAAUAGUUGACCUCUCAGAGACCUAUGAAGACGAGAAGAAGUGGGUGGAUUUCAUGUCCUUGGAGACGACGAGGAAAGAGAUUGUGAUGGCAAUGAUGAUGACAGCAUGUGACCUGUCAGCUAUCACCAAACCCUGGGAGGUACAGAGCAAGGUGGCUCUCUCUGUGGCGGCGGAGUUCUGGGAGCAAGGCGACCUGGAGAGGACUGUUCUGGAGCAGCAGCCCAUUCCCAUGAUGGACAGAAACAAGGCUCACGAACUGCCAAAGCUCCAGUGUGGUUUCAUCGACUUUGUCUGCACCUUUGUCUACAAGGAGUUCUCCCGGUUCCACCCAGCCAUCCAGCCCAUGUUUGAUGGCAUCUUGAACAACAGGAAAGAGUGGAAGGCAAAGCAGGAGGAAUUUGAGGCCAGGGUGAAGGCCAUGGAGGAGGAGAGGGCAACGAGGGAGGCGGCAGUCACGGCCAAAAAAACUGCUAAUAGUCAACAAAAUGGCGGCUCUGGGUCCAAGACAUGCUCAGUCUGCUAGAGGUCCGUGAUGGGCAUAACCUGAGGGACACACUGUGGACGACAUGUCCAUUCAGUCUGACUGCACAAGGGAUGGAUAUGCCUCGUCCCCCUCAGAAAAACAGGACCCACGCCGGACUUCAACCUGACACAGCCACACGACCACGUUGGCUCUGCC